Messenger RNA from Pseudophryne corroboree (corroboree frog), 2130 nucleotides. It is a transcript of the gene MISO1, whose product is annotated as chromosome 4 C3orf33 homolog. NCBI's taxonomy places the organism in Eukaryota, Metazoa, Chordata, Amphibia, Anura, Myobatrachidae. The transcript has 5 exons. Bases 108 to 842 code for a protein of 244 amino acids. The record is from RefSeq and is a predicted model, not a curated record.
AUGUGAAGCUGUGAGCCUGUGUAAGGAAAGAGUGUAGUACAGCGGCCUGCGGUUGCCGGAGUUAGUGUGGCCAUCCCCAGCCUCAUCAUUAUCAAGAUUCCGGCAUCAUGGCGCCUAGCAGUGACUCGGCCGAUAACGUGAUCUCCAGGGCUUCCCAGCUGGCUGAUUCGCAUUUAUACGUAGUGCGGAAUAUCAGCACAGGGUUGGCAAUAGCUGGAGUCAUUUUGUGUGCAAGAAGUAUAAAGCUGUUGACAAAGUUUACGAAUGUGAAAGACAUCCCAGACAAAUUCAUACAGAAGAAUUUAAAGCUCCGUGGGAAAAUAGUCUGUGUGACGGAACAUGCGAUAGAAGUUGAUCACAUUCCUAUUACUCUUCCUAUUUUGGCAUCUUUUCAGAAGAGGUGGCAUGGUCAUGGUACUCUGUUGGUUAGACUUGCAGGAGUGGAAUUAAGUCAGAGUGGUAAGGUUUGGUUACAAAACCACCUACAGCCGUCACAGAUGCUGUGGUUUCAGCUGCUGAACAGGGAGGAGUCUGUCCUGGACUGUUUCAUUUUUGUUAAAAAGCGAUGGUUCUUCAAUGAAUGCCUGAACGUGUUACUAGUAAGAGAAGGGCUUGGAAGGACAGCUUCUACUCCCAGCAUACAGCAAGACCCAAGGCAUAACUGGCCAUUUUACAAACAACUAUUGCAAGCAGAAGUCCGGGCACAGAAGGCAGGGAAAGGCGUUUGGAAACCCGACAGCCAGCUUAAUUUGACAAAUAAAAUACUUCAUAAUGGUAUUCUUCAGCACAUGAAGCACCUAAUCCGUUCCUUAGUAACUUGCUGGAAAAAAAUCAAGUCAUGAAUGGGAUUUUUGUUUUGUUACUGCUGUAUACACAUAUGUAAAAAGUUAAUAUUUCAUUUUUUUUCUUUUGUGUCCAAACACCUUGUGGAUUAGACUGGUUCCCUCUAACUUUACAGGCUCAGUAUUGGUUUAGACCACAGAAUGCUGUCUGUCUGCUUCAGGUAUAUGUGUAGGAUAGAUGGAUUGGCUGCAGCACUCAUCUGUACUGUUCAUCUUUAGCAAUACAGAAACCUUUCUACAGCUGCAUUCAGCAUUCAAAUCUGAGAAAAGCACUGGACAUAAAUGAAAGGAAAACGUUGCAAAGAGUUAAGUCUAAAUAGACGGAAGCCAAUGCGAAUCCCACUCAUCACCUCAUCUGGAUUCUGGAGUACCAGCUGCAUACUUGCCUACUCUCCUGGAUUGGCCGGAAGGCUCCCGAACAUCGAGUAUCCCUCCAAGCCUCCCCCCAACCCCCACCCCCACCCCCCCCUCCGGGGGAGUGGGCAAAACUCCGGAUUACAGCAGCGGCACUGAGCUCCAGAGAGACACACCCCUUGGAACGUCAUUAUUCAACACUUACUGGAUUUCAUAUGUGGACACAGUAAUUAACCCUUUUAUUACAAGCAGAGACCAUUUUGUUACCAAUAUUAGUCACAGAGACUAUACCUAUAUAUGCAUAAUAUUUCUCAGCCCAGGUUGUAUAUUUAAUAUGUACAUUGGGGGUCAUUCCGAGUUGUUCGCUCGUUAUUUUUUUCUCGCAACGGAGCGAUUAGUCGCUAAUGCGCAUGCGCAAUGUCCGCAGUGCGACUGCGCCAAGUAAAUUUGCUAUGCAGUUAGGAAUUUUACUCACGGCAUUACGAGGUUUUUUCUUUGUUCUGGUGAUCAUAGUGUGAUUGACAGGAAGUGGGUGUUUCUGGGCGGAAACUGGCCGUUUUAUGGGAGUGUGUGAAAAAACGCUACCGUUUCUGGGAAAAACGCGGGAGUGGCUGGAGAAACAGAGGAGUGUCUGAGCGAACGCUGGGUGUGUUUGUGACGUCAAACCAGGAACGACAAGCACUGAACUGAUCGCAGUGGAAGAGUAUGUCUCGAGCUACUCAGAAACUGCACAGAGAAGUCUUUUCGCAAUAUUGUGAAUCUUUCGUUCGCAAUUUUGAUAAGCUAAGAUUCACUCCCAGUAGGCGGCGGCUUAGCGUGUGCAAAGCUGCUAAAAGCAGCUUGCGAGCGAACAACUCGGAAUGACCCCCAUUGCUUUUAUAUAUAUAUUUGAGAAUCCAUGUGCUGUUUUUAAUAAAAAUCAACAUUCUACAUA